Molecule: messenger RNA, 2448 nt
Organism: Moesziomyces antarcticus
Lineage: Eukaryota; Fungi; Basidiomycota; Ustilaginomycetes; Ustilaginales; Ustilaginaceae
Exons: 1
Coding region: 1-2448 (815 amino acids)
Biological process (GO): transmembrane transport
Cellular component (GO): membrane
Molecular function (GO): transmembrane transporter activity
Source: RefSeq, a predicted model, not a curated record
AUGUCCAGCUCGACGCAAUCGCCACGGCCGUCCUCGCCCAUCGCCACGCGGCGCCCUUCCGGCCGUCGAGCCUACUCGCACGCCUCGCGCGUCUCUGCAGCUACUGAUGACGCCACCGACGACGGCUCCGAGGCCACCGCGCCCGCGCAGACCAUCCGCGAUGUGUCGCAGGCGUUUCGAUCCGGCAGGCCCAGCCCGUACCACAUGGCGGUGGUCACGCUGCUCGGAAGCCUAGCAAGCGGAAUGCCCCUCGCUAGCAUGUUCAAGGUGUACACCUACAUCAUGUGCGAGGUGUACGACCCCUCGAUCCGCAACGAGCCCCUCUCGCACAAGUCGAGCCGCCUCGUCGCCGCAGCUCGCAACAUGCUCGCACCGGCAUCCGCAUCCGCAUCUGCGACCGCAUCCGCAUCCGCAUCUGCGACCGCAUCUGCGACCGCAUCUGCGACCGCAGCCAUGCUCAAAUUGCCACCGGCGCCGGAGCUUCCCAAUCCGCCGCGCUGCUCGCUGCCGUGGGUGCAAAAGUCGACGUCGUCCUACUCGGCGGCCAUGGUGACCGUCGGUGCGCUGCUCGGCCUCAUGACGCUCUCGCGCGCCUCGCAUCUGUCGCGCCGCUUCGGCAGGCGCCCGCUGCUGCUCAUCGCGCACGUGGUGAUUGCGCUCGCCAUCCUCGUGUUCCGCGUGGCGGUGGUGCUGCCGCCCGUCGCAGGCGCAGUGGUGCUCUAUGCCGCCGUGGUCAUCUCGGAAGCUUCGGCAGGCGCGCCUCUGCGCAUCGCCAUCCAGAACUACGUCGUAGACACCACCUCGGAAGCACAGCGCGCUGGCGCACUCAGCUUCAUCGAGGGAUUCGGUCAGAUCGGCGCUUUCCCUUCGAGCGCGCUCGGCGGUCUGCUCGCCAGUCUCACCAACGAGUUCUUUGCGCCCUUCUAUGCCGACUGCGCGCUCAUGAUCCUCGCCGUCGCAUACAUCCUUGUGAUUGUGCCCGAAAGCAAGCCGGGCGCCGAACACACGUUUGUCGACCAGUGGAUCCACUCGGACGAGCUCGAGGCGGAUGCGCAGUCGCAGUCGUCAGGCACACAUCCCGAUAACGCAGGUGAAAGCGCGGAGCAGAACCACUCCAACCUCACCUGGUCCUCGUGCCACACCGACCGCGACUCGUCCAAGCUCAAGUGGCGCUCGCGGCUGCGCAAGCUCAACUUUCUGCGUCCGCUCGCCAUCUUUGCGCCGAGGAGGAGGCACUUUUCGCCCACCACGGAGCACGAUGUGAUGCACGCACCUCUCGACACGGCGGACCACGAUCAGCGCCCGGCUCCGGGGCAGCAGGCGGAGCUGUCGACGGCGGUGCACAAGGUGCAGAGCCGCAUGGAUUUCCGGCUGCUCAAUCUGGCGGCGGUGGUGGUGUUUGAAGAGACGUACCAGGCGUUUAUGGUGCCGCUGCUGCUGCUGUACAACAGCGAGCGGUUUGGCUUUGACGUGCUGCAGAACGGCUACCUGGUGAGUGUGCUGCAGAGCACGCGCGCGCUCUUCCUCACCGCCAUCUUCCCGCCGGGUGUGGCGCUGGCGAGGAGGUACGUGACCAAGCUCGCGGUGGCGCGCAGGAGGAAGCAGGUGCGAAAGCUCAAGCAAAAAGCCCAGGCGCACAAUCACGCGCGCACGCCGGGCGAUGCGGGUACAGCAGCCAACGACGAACGUGCACCGCUUGUACGCGGCGCUUCGAGCAAGUACGGUAGUGUGGACGCUCGCGACUAUGGCAAGCAGCCGAGCAGUGCGGGUGCGGAAGGCUCGGUGCAGGCUCGACCCGCACGCCGACGCCCGUCGUACCGGUCCGCAGCGGCAUUGGGCAGUCUCAAGGCGAACAAGCGCACUUCGAUGGCGUCGCAAAUCAGUGUGGGCAGCAACAACUGGGAGACGCAUUCGAUCUUUACCCACUCGCCCUCGGACCUGAUCAAGCGCAUCCAGCGCGGCAAGCUCGACAUUUCGAUCAUGGUGGCGUCGUACACGCUUGCCACCGCCUCGUUUCUCGUCAUGGCCAGCUCUGCCAAAGCACCCACCACGAGCGGUGGGGAUGGGGAUGGCAAGGUGUGGUGGAGCAGUGCGUGGAUUCCACUCGUGCUGGCGGUGGUGUUGCUGCAGAUCUCGGCGGGCUCCACGUCGGUGCGUACGGCGCUGGUGGUGAAUGCCGUAUCGGAGGACGAUCAGACCAAGGCGCUUGCGGCACAUCAGAUUCUCGUGACGACCGUGGCGGCGGUAGUGCCGCUGCUCACGUCGUUCGUGUACGGUGUGGCGCUCGAGCGGGGCCACCCCGAGCUGGUGUGGCUCUUCAAGGCGUUGUUUGCCGCGCUAGCGGCGGUGGGUGCACUGGGGUUGUUUUGGAGCCAUCGAGGGUUCUAUGAAAAGGCGCAUGACGAGGACGAAGAUUCGCACAGCGACGACGACGAGUCGCACACAUAA